UGCGAACCCUCUACCUCAACGAAUUAAUCCGCUGUCUUUAUUGGUUUUCACCACUUGGCCUUGCAAAUUCAGAAAUGGGAAUGAAAAGACCCGGUGAUGCCUGCAGGUAUGGGGCCAGUUGAGUUGGGGACCUUGGGCUGAACUAUUUUACGUAAAUAAUUGUGCUCAAGUCAGCCUCAAAUAAGAAAAUUGCACUGCAUUUUAAAAUGUUGAUUCUAAGGUGUAAUAUAGCUGUUGUGUAAAUACAUAUAUUGUGUAAUAUAUGCACUACUGGUCAAACGUUGGGACGCGGUUUCUCAUUCAAAAGCAUAAGGAACUACGUCCAAACGUUUGACAUAUUUAUAUACAUGUUCUACAUAUAUACGUCUGGGUUUUUUUGUUUGUUUGUUUUUUUAUUCGCAUUGUGACUGUCUACAUCACAGAAAUGAAAGAAUGUUAAGUCGAAAAGAUGAGUACGCUCACGUCGACACAGCACUUGUGCUUAGUGCGGGCGUCUUGUCUCCAUGGCAACGGAUAACACUCGCGGUCCUGGCUCGAUGACUGAACCAAAUGGACGAGGAAGCUGUGUCGUCGGAUGUGGAAAACGGGGAAGAAAAUCAAGACGAGGACGAAGAAGCAGUAGAGGUUCGCCCUUUGGAUCAAGAUAUUAUAAUUCCCGGUCUGUCUUUGCUGUGCCGAACAGGAAAUGGAUUAAGACAUGCGUUCAUUAAAGUCGUCCUAAAGGACAAAAGACUCAGUGACAUGGCUGCGAUCAGCAAUUACAUUCACCUUCGGUUCAUGGACGUGUCCAACAACCGCAUUUCUGACCUUUCGCCUCUGUCAUCCCUCACACAGCUUCUUUGGCUCAAGAUGGACAAGAAUUAUGUAACAUGCUUCCCAGGACAAACCUUUUCUCAGCUGGUCUACCUCCAGUGGCUGAGUAUGGCAGUGAACCGGCUCACGGAGGUCGAAGGUCUUGUUGGACCAGCUUUGGAGAGUCUCAAUCUUUCAGGGAACCGGAUACAGAGAUUAAACGGUUUUGAGAGUUGCCUUUUUUCCAAACUGGGGACUUUGGAGCUGAGAGGAAACCGCUUGACUACGACUAAUGGCAUGAACCUGCCCAAUCUGCAGCGAUUAUAUCUGGCCCAAAAUCUUAUUACAAGUCUGGAGGGCUUGGAGAAGUUAGAGAGCCUCACCACUCUUCAUCUCCGUAACAACAAACUUGGUAAUCUGGAUGGACUCAACGCCAACAUGAAAUGUCUCCAGUACCUCAAUGUCAGAAGCAAUGACUUCUUAGAUGAGACCUGCCUGCGGGCCCUUGGCCUUGUGUCAAAAACCCUGCGAGUCGUGAUCCUCUCCGAGAACCCGCUGGACGGGACGACAGACUACCGGCCAUAUGUUCUUACUCUUAUUCCAAAACUCGAGCGCCUUGAUAAAGAGCCUGUCUCCCUGGAGGAGCGGGCUGAGGUGUGGAAGGCGAUUAAGGAACUCAAAGAGGAAACAGGCUAAAGUCAAACAUUUGUAAUAACUGCUCCACUUCCUGGAAAAGACUGGUUUGGGAUGGACGCCUAUGUAGAAACCUUAGAUUGUUUCUAUCUUGCAUACAGUGUUGUAUGAUGCACUAUAUUAUUGUUGACGAUACUUUAUGACAUCUAUUCCAUUAGCAAACGCUUCAAAUCCUGUAGUAAUGAACAGGGUUUCGUCUUUGCAAUCACUUCUUUAUUUCCCUGUGUAAUGAUGACGAGGCAAAUUUUGCGACCACUUCCCUGUUGGCAGCUAUCCAGCUGCACUUUUAAAGGGAGAGUACAGCAUUAUGCACACUAUUGGAAAUAGUUUCUCGUUCAGUUCAAAUACGAGUGCUGUUAUUCCAUCUGCAGCGCCUACGUCGUCAUUGAGCUUUUGCUAAAACGUGAACGUCCAACUUCUCAUUUUCUUGUCCUUUCUUGAAAGAAGUGGGUGCUGCUUUACUUCCUUGUAAUUACACAACAGCACGCCGUUGCAGGUUCUCUGCAGAGCGAGAAUGCGCGGUCUCUGCCAUUGGGCUAUUUUAAAUUUAGCUCACCAGUGAAGGCGACAUUGUGAUUUCCUGGACUUGUUGGGAGUGAAUUUUUGUUUCCUAGCCCGUAAAAUCAUUGUUGAUCAUUAUUGUGAGUGCAUGAUCAUGAUCAGUGUCUUCAGAUGGAUGAAUAUCGUGAAUUAGAAACUUAGUUAAAUGUAAUUAAAGCAAAUUUUGUUAUGUCAGAAGUGUGUAUCAAACUGGUAACCCUUUGGAUUAAUCAGUACCUAAGAAGUAGCUCGCAGUUUCAAGCAGGUCGGUGACCCAUGGUCCGUACAAACGCCGCUGCUAUACAACCCCAAAAACUACAUGAAAAUUAAACCUUUAUUUAAAACUGUCGUGGUCCGUCUCAACAGUUUUAAUAAUAGCAAUUGGCACUUUCAAGUGGUGGGAAGUAACAAAGAAGAAAUACUUGUUUUGUAAAUCUCUCGAAUCUGUAAAAUCACAUACAAGUAGGAUCUAUAUUGUUUGUGUGUUGUGAUCAUGAACUAAUUUAAAAUUUUUGCGACUCAGCUCACUACGCUAGCAGAGCUUCGGGAAGACAUCGGUUUGAUAACCCUAAGCCAACGCUAGCUAACUCAAACAAAAAAACAACAACAACCUACUUGGGACAUGUAACUCUCCAAACGGGUAUUAAGUUAGACAUGUGCACACAUAGCUGCUAGGCUCAAGCACCUGCCCUGUUGCCUGGA
This is a messenger RNA of Phycodurus eques (leafy seadragon), 2727 nucleotides long. It is a transcript of the gene lrrc23, whose product is annotated as leucine rich repeat containing 23. Lineage: Eukaryota; Metazoa; Chordata; Actinopteri; Syngnathiformes; Syngnathidae. Bases 550 to 1488 code for a protein of 312 amino acids. The record is from RefSeq and is a predicted model, not a curated record. Gene Ontology annotation, molecular function: protein binding. The transcript is spliced from 9 exons.